Messenger RNA from Uloborus diversus, 1047 nucleotides. Its product is annotated as histone-lysine N-methyltransferase SETMAR-like. The transcript has a single exon. The record is from RefSeq and is a predicted model, not a curated record. Gene Ontology annotation, molecular function: nucleic acid binding. Bases 1 to 1047 code for a protein of 348 amino acids. Lineage: Eukaryota; Metazoa; Arthropoda; Arachnida; Araneae; Uloboridae.
AUGGCGACGCCUCAACAAAAGGCUCAAUGUGUUAUUUGGCUCAUAGAAACUAAUUCUGUUGUUACUGUACAAAGAAAAUUUCGACGUAGCUAUGGUGUUGACCCGCCUACAGACAAAACAAUUCGUCAGUGGUUAAGUGCGUUCAAGGAAACAGGAAGUGUUUUGAAGCAAAAGUCGUCGGGUAGGCCGCGUGUGUCUCAAGAGAAUGUGGACAGAAUCCGAGCUUCAUGCACUCGAAGCCCUAAUAAAUCGGUAACAAGACGCAGUCUGGAGUUGGGGUUACCAAGAUCAACAGUCCAUAAGGUCAUUCAUAAAAGACUUCGUUUAACUGCCUACAAGAUUCAACUUUUACACCAUAUGAAACCGGCAGACAAGGUUAAGAGAUUCGACAUUUCUGUUUCCAUGCUGGAUAAAAUUGAUGAAGAUAAUGAUUUUUUAAAAAGUGUGGUUUUUAGUGAUGAAGCUACUUUUCAUGUGAACGGAACUGUAAACAGGCAUAAUUGCAGAAUUUGGGGUUCAGAGCCGCCCCAUGAGUUUAUUGAGUACGAACGUGACACGCCCAAAGUGAAUGUUUGGUGUGCUCUUAUGCAUGACAGAGUCAUAGGUCCCUUCAUUUUUGCCGAAAGGAAUAUCAAUGGUGAUGUCUAUUGUGACAUGUUAGAGGAGUAUGUUUAUCCUCAGUUGGAUGACAUUGAGGCGGAGAAAGGUUUAGUUUACUUCCAACAAGAUGGGGCGCCGCCACACUUCAGUUUGCGUGUGCGUGAGUCACUGGACGCUCGUUUGGGAAACAGGUGGAUUGGAAGGGAAGGACCUAUUCCAUGGCCACCAAGGAGCCCUGAUAUGACUCCGUUGGACUUUUUCUUCUGGGGGCAUAUCAAGAAUCUUGUGUAUGCGGAAAAAAUUCGAAAUGUUCGCCAUCUCAGGGAACGAAUAGUGAAUUGCGUGGCGUCCGUUCCCCCAGACAUGCUCGCCAGGACAUGGGAAGAGGUAGAAUACCGUUUCGACGUGUGCCGUGCCACUAACGGAGCUCACAUUGAACUUUACUAA